AUGGAGGACGUGACCCCCCCGGAUCUUCUGCCCUUCCUCCUGCAGGACUGGGGUGCUCAGGAGGCGGGGGGGGCGGCGCCGUUCGUGGAGAUCCUGGAGCAGCCGAAGCAGCGCGGGAUGAGGUUCCGGUACGAGUGCGAGGGGAGAUCGGCCGGGAGCAUCCCCGGGGAGCACAGCACCGAGACCACCAAGACCCACCCCACCAUCCGCGUGAACAACUACCGGGGCCCGGGCCGGGUGCGGGUGUCGCUGGUGACCAAGGACCCCCCUCACCGCCCCCACCCCCACGAGCUGGUGGGCAAGGACUGCAAGGACGGAUUCUACGAGGCCGAGCUGUGCCCCGAGCGCAGCAUCCACAGUUUCCAGAAUCUGGGGAUUCAGUGCGUGAAGAAGCGAGAGCUGGAGGCAGCCGUGGCCGAGCGGAUCCGCACCAAUAACAACCCCUUCAACGUGCCGCCGGAGCAGCGUGGGGGCGAGUACGACCUGGCCGCGGUCAGGCUCUGCUUCCAGGUGUGGGUGAGGGGCCCAGGGGGGCUGCGGCCCCUCCCCCCCGUCCUGUCCCAGCCCAUCUACGACAACCGCGCCCCCAGCACGGCCGAGCUGCGGAUCUGCCGCGUCAAUCGCAACUCCGGGAGCUGCCGGGGCGGGGACGAGAUCUUCCUGCUGUGUGACAAGGUCCAGAAAGAGGACAUCGAGGUGCGUUUCUGGGCCGAGGGCUGGGAGGCCAAGGGCUUGUUCGCGCAGGCCGACGUUCACCGCCAGGUCGCCAUCGUGUUCCGCACGCCGCCCUUCCGGGACCCCGCCCUGCGCGCCCCGGUCACCGUGCGCAUGGAGCUGCAGCGGCCCUCGGACCGCCAGCGCAGCGCCCCGGUGGACUUCCGCUACCUGCCCCACCAGGGGGACCUGCAGUGCAUCGAGGAGAAGCGCAAGAGAACGCGGGAAACGUUCCGGUCCUUCGUGCAGCGCAGCCCCCUGCCCGGUGGGGACUGA
Messenger RNA from Sturnus vulgaris (Common starling), 990 nucleotides. NCBI's taxonomy places the organism in Eukaryota, Metazoa, Chordata, Aves, Passeriformes, Sturnidae. The record is from RefSeq and is a predicted model, not a curated record.